This is a messenger RNA of Adelges cooleyi (spruce gall adelgid), 2001 nucleotides long. RefSeq names its product serine hydrolase-like protein. The record is from RefSeq and is a predicted model, not a curated record. The coding region runs from base 74 to 964 and encodes 296 amino acids. The transcript is spliced from 2 exons. NCBI's taxonomy places the organism in Eukaryota, Metazoa, Arthropoda, Insecta, Hemiptera, Adelgidae.
AGACAAGACAAAUUAAAUUUUGUUGAAAAAUAUAUUUUUAAUUUUAUAGUUGAAGUUAUCAAAAAAUAUAGGAAUGAAUACUCAAGAAAUUUCAAUUCCAGUUCCUUGGGGUCAUAUUUCCGCAAAAGUGUAUGGCGACGACUGUAAUUCUGCCGUACUAUGCGUCCACGGAAUUCAAGACAACUGUGAUACGUUUUCGACGCUUCUGCCGUUAUUACCAAAAGAGUACUACUACGUUUGCAUUGACUUACCAGGCCACGGUCACUCUUCGCAUUUCCCCCAAUUUUUGCCGUUAGAAUUGACACAUUUCCUAAUUGCAAUCAAAUUAGUCAAAGAUCAUUUUCGCUGGUCUCAAUUUGUCUACAUAGGCCACAGCUUAGGCGGGGCAGUGGGCACUUGGUUCGCAGCCCUUUAUCCAGAGAGUAUUAAAUGCCUUAUAAUUCUCGAUACUAUGGAACCUCGGGCCGUUGAACGAAACAAUACGGUGGAAACUGUUAAAAGUCGCAUUGACGAUUUACACGUUUUGCUGAGGCGACAGAAUGGUCGCGAUCCGCCAGUUUAUACAUACGAUCAAGCCGUUGAUAAAAUCAAAAGCACACGACCGUCUAAAUUGACAGACGAGUCUGCACAUAUACUGGCUAAAAGAAGUUUAAUCAGAGUAGACGAAAAUCGAUUUAAAUUUGCCUACGAUCAACGCUUAAAAUUGCCAUUUCAUCUGGUCAUGACGUUUGACCAGCAUGAAAAUAUCAUCAAUCGUAUAUCGUGUCCAACCAUAUUCGUAUUGGCCGAUGAAAGCUUUGGGCGCUAUUCAACAUACUUGAAAAACACUUACGACCUUUACAGUACCAGACCCAACGUGACGAUUAGGACCGUAAAAGGCAACCACGACGUGCAUUUGAAUCAUCCCGAACGAAUUGCAGAUUUAAUCAAUGCGUUUAUGUUGUCUAAAAAGUCUAAGCUUUAAUUGUAUACUUUUUAAUAUUUUUUUAAGCAAUGCACUAAUGGACGGUUGAUGACAUUUUUUAAAUAAAAAUAAUAAUGCACGGUGUAUACAGAAGAAAAUAUCAUAAUUUUGUUUAUUAGUUUUAUUUUUUUUUUUAAUUUCUCCCCCAAAAGAAAUGUUGAUACUUUUUUAUCCUAAGUUACCUAAGCUUUUUCCUUAUUGAUUUCGGUUACUGAAAAGUGUACAGUAACAAUAGGUACUGUAAUUUGUUCGUAGUGGUUAAUAGUAGGUACUACUAUUUUUUAUAUUACCAAAAUAUUUGGCGAAGAAAAAAUAUAGCUACCAUAUAUUUUUAAUUAUUAAAAUUAAAAUUAAUGUAUUUUUUUUUUCCCAAUUUAGUUUUAUACUUACUUUUUUAGUAAGUAAAAAUGGAGAAGGUUUUUAAACGUUUUUCGUGGUAAAAGAGAACAGACCGGCUUUAAUUGCAUCACCGGCGCGGCGUACACUCGAGCCCAAGCUUUUGCCCUCAUCAAGCACAGAUUUUACGGGCCGAUGACGGACGAGACAGCCGAGGUGUUACUUGUCAGGUCUGCGAAGCGUGGCAGCGACGGCAUGUACUCGUUCAACGCGGAUCAAAGGCUCAACAAAGUGACCAACAAUCCGAUGUUGUCGCCCGAAAGUCAUUUGAACUUCGUGCAAAGUGUCAAGUGUCCUACACUGCUUAUAAGAGCCAAGGACAGCGUGGAGUACUACGGUACCAUCUACAAACAGGUGUACGACAUAUUUGAAACGAACCCGUACUUCGUGAUGACCGAUGUGGAAGGAAACCAUGAGGUCCACUUGGGUUACCCGGAAAAGGUGUCCGGAAUAAUAAGCCGAGUUUUCAACCACCUUAAUGACUUAAAUCUACGUAAAGAUAAAUGCAUAUUUUGUUUAUAUUUUCGCAAACAUUUCAAGUAAUCAACGAUCAGUGAAUUACAUAUUUACACAACAAUAAAAUAUAUUAUAGAACAAGGACAGAAUUCGUAUAUUCAUUAAGAAUAAUAUAUUAAAAAGCU